Trichomycterus rosablanca is the source of this 2471-nucleotide messenger RNA. It is a transcript of the gene chrne, whose product is annotated as cholinergic receptor, nicotinic, epsilon. The transcript is spliced from 12 exons. The record is from RefSeq and is a predicted model, not a curated record. Gene Ontology annotation, biological process: monoatomic ion transmembrane transport; nervous system process; regulation of membrane potential. NCBI's taxonomy places the organism in Eukaryota, Metazoa, Chordata, Actinopteri, Siluriformes, Trichomycteridae. Bases 211 to 1764 code for a protein of 517 amino acids. Gene Ontology annotation, cellular component: synapse; postsynaptic membrane; plasma membrane. Gene Ontology annotation, molecular function: transmembrane signaling receptor activity; acetylcholine-gated monoatomic cation-selective channel activity.
CCCCCGGUUCAUUGUAGGAAUCCUAAUAAUGGCCCCGAUGAAGAGGGGCCAACGCCAAGUGUGGGAGUGAAACCCGAGCCGAGCGCAGCGACAGCUGGAGCUCAGGGAGGGCAAGGAGCCACUUGGACAGAAGUACUGUCUGUUCUUGGCGUCGUACCGUGUCUCACUAAGACGGUUUGAAGGCGUGGGAAGGGAACGCGGACUGCGGCGAUGGCGGCCCGGUGCAUUUGGACGUGUUUGGUCAUUGCUGUGCUCGUCAUUUCAGAAGUCCAAGUCAGUGCAAACGAAGAGACUCAACUGAUAGCAGCUUUAUUCAAGAACUACAACAAGAACAUCCGACCGACGAAGCAUGUGGACGACAAGGUCUCGGUUCAGAUCAAACUCAUCCUUACCAACCUGAUCUCUCUGAACGAGAAAGAAGAGACUCUGACUACCAACGUGUGGAUUGAGAUUCAAUGGAGCGAUUAUCGGCUGGCGUGGAACACCUCGGAAUACUACGACAUCGAUGUAAUCCGUGUGCCCUGCACUACCGUCUGGCUCCCAGACAUCGUCCUGGAGAACAACAACGACGGCAAAUUUGAUGUUGCGUAUUAUGCUAACGUGCUGGUCUACAGCGAUGGCUCCGUGUACUGGUUGCCGCCAGCCAUCUACCGCAGCGUCUGCGCUGUAGAGGUCACCUACUUCCCCUUCGACUGGCAAAACUGCACACUGGUGUUCAGAUCUCAGACGUACAGCGCCAACGAGAUCGACAUGAUUCUGGCUGUUGAUGGAGAGACCAACAAGCCCAUUGAGUGGGUGGAUAUUGACCCAGAGGCCUUCACUGAGAACGGCGAGUGGGCUAUUAAGCACCGACCAGCUCGCAAGCUCACCAACCCACGCUACUCUCCAGAUGAUAUCGAGUACCAGGAGAUCUACUUCAACGUCAUCAUCCAGAGAAAACCUCUCUUCUACAUCAUCAACAUCAUCCUGCCCUGCUCCCUCAUCUCGUCACUGGUUGUACUGGCACACUUCCUACCAGCUCAAGCCGGAGGUCAGAAGCUGACGGUGUCCAUCUCAGUCCUCCUGGCCCAGACUGUCUUCCUCUUUCUGAUAGCUCAGAAGGUUCCAGAAACGUCUCUGUCCGUUCCUCUUAUCGGAAAGUACCUGAUCUUCGUCAUGUCAGUCACCACGCUCAUCGUCACCAACUGCAUCUUCGUCCUGAACUACUCUCUCCGCAGCCCGAGCACACACAACAUGUCUCGAACCAUCAAACAUAUUUUUCUGGAGGUGAUCCCUCGUUUCCUUGGCAUGACCCCGCUCGUAGACGAGUCCGAGGAGGACGGCGGGGUGGACGGCGUGAGAGAGAGGAGACGGAGCUCUUUCGGGCUGAUGCAGAGGGCUGAGGAGUAUGUACUGAAGCAGCCGAGGAGUGAGAUGAUGUUCGAUAAGCAAAGAGAGAGGCAUGGACUCACACGAUCGUUCGUGGACACCAUAGAUGUGAGCAGCACUGCCAGCCUGUACAAGAGCCUCGCCCAAGCAGCACCAGAGAUUAAAGAGUGUGUAGAUGCCUGCAACUUCAUCGCAGAGUCCACACGCCAGCAAAACGACAUUGGAUCUGAGAUGGAGAGCUGGGUCCUGAUAGGCAAGAUGAUCGAUAAGGUUUGCUUCUGGGCAGCCAUCUUGCUCUUCACUAUCGGAACGGUGGCCAUCUUCCUCAUGGGCCAUUUCAACCAGGUGCCCGAAUACCCGUUUGCCAACGAGAACAAAAAAUAUGCCCCCGAGUAAAGAACCAAACGUCAAGAUGUCCUCGAUUUACAAUGAGACAUCAGGAAAGACAUUGUGAGACAGACAAAGAGGCAGCAUAAAGGAUAAAGAUAGAGAGAGAUCGGCAUUAUGGGAAUUUCUAUGGGGCAUUCAGGCAUGCUCAUUACAAAAGGGUUUGGCCUGAGUUCAAGUGUGAUGAGCUCCCUUGCUCCCACACUGUAUUAAACAUGCAAUAACAAGAGAUUUGGAGACGCUCCAAACCGCAUUUUUAUUAUACAGUAGUUUGUAACCUUAGGCAACCUUUGAUGGCGUAAUAUUUUGCCAGCGUUGCCUUGCUCAGCAUUUUGAGUUUCAAUUGGGAGGUUUUUUAUCAUCAAUUUCAAUGCCUCAAAUAUAUAAGGUGGCACAACCACCCAUUAUACACGAUAUACAGUACUAAUUAUACUGUAUAUUUGUUAUAGUUAUUUACCACUAAUAAAAACUGAACUUUUAGUGUCUGUAUUGCAUUAAUAUUCACGCACAUGCACCUUGAGCUUUUACAGACCUAACUAUUGUAGUAGCCAGAGAUUUUGCAACAAUAAAAUGGCAAGAAAAUACAAAUUUCCUCACCGGGUCAUGCCAAAUAGUUUCCCUCAAUUUAAUGUUUACACCCCCUGACAUUGGUUGACUUUGGGAUGCCGAAAUAUUUCAAAUAUUUCUGAUUUCCUUAUUAAAUUGGUGAGAUUGGG